CCGGUCUUUGAAGGCAAAAAAGAGAAGAUGGCGGCGUUACGAGCGGUCGUGCAAUCUGGGAGUGGGAGAGCCCUACUGAAUUCUCCCAAAUGUGGCCAAACUGUCUCAAGGGCCAACAUGUCGUUCGCCAGUUUGCCGAAGGGGAAGAAGGUUAUGCUGACCACACUGGGGGUGUUGACUACUGGUGGAGCUGGGAUGGCUCUGAUGCUGCAGCAGUCUGUCAAGGCCUCGGAUCUGGAGCUGCAUCCUCCCUCGUACCCCUGGAGCCACAGUGGCAUGGUGUCUUCCCUCGACCACGCCAGCAUCCGUCGUGGGUAUCAAGUAUACAAGCAGGUGUGCUCGGCCUGCCACAGCAUGGAGUACCUGGCCUUCCGUAACCUGGUCGGCGUGUCACACACAGAGGCUGAAGCCAAGGUCUUGGCUGAGGAGGUCGAGGUGGUGGAUGGUCCUGAUGACACAGGGGAGAUGUUCACCCGUCCAGGGAAGCUGUCAGACUACUUCCCCAAGCCCUACCCCAACCCUGAGGCUGCCCGCGUGGCCAACAACGGAGCCCUGCCCCCAGAUCUCAGCUACAUUAUCAACGCCAGACAUGGAGGUGAGGACUACGUGUUCUCUCUGCUGACUGGCUACUGUGAGCCCCCGGCAGGUGUGGAUGUGAAGGAGGGUCUUUACUACAAUCCCUACUUCCCUGGCCAGGCCAUCGGCAUGGCUCCACCCAUCUACAACGAGGUGUUGGAGUAUGAUGAUGGAACCCCUGCCACCAUGAGUCAGGUGGCCAAGGACGUGUGCACCUACCUGAGGUGGGCAUCGGAGCCCGAGCACGACACACGCAAACGCAUGGGACUGAAGUUUUUGAUGGGUUCCGCAAUCCUUUUGCCCCUCGUCUACUACAUGAAGAGACAUAAGUGGUCUGUGUUGAAGAGCAGGAAGAUCGCCUACAGGCCACCCAAAUAAACCCAUGACCCGUUUUAACUGACCUUCCCGUGGAUGCCUCUGGGCUCAAACUCUGAUCUUCUCUGCAAUUGUCGAUCUUCUGUAAACCUCACUUGUGCUACGAAAUGGUUGCCCUAAAUCAUUAACUUGCUUCUUCUUCACACACACCAUUUCCUCAGUGAGGAUCUAAGCAAAGAACGCAACCUCUAUUCUGUUUUACUGUACAAAAUAAAUUAUGGAAAGAUG
Molecule: messenger RNA, 1179 nt
Organism: Hypomesus transpacificus
Lineage: Eukaryota; Metazoa; Chordata; Actinopteri; Osmeriformes; Osmeridae
Gene: cyc1
Product: cytochrome c1, heme protein, mitochondrial
Exons: 7
Coding region: 28-954 (308 amino acids)
Biological process (GO): mitochondrial electron transport, ubiquinol to cytochrome c
Molecular function (GO): electron transfer activity; heme binding
Source: RefSeq, a predicted model, not a curated record